UGUUCAAGCCUUCUUUUCCCUCUCGACGCCUUUCUUACUGGAUAGCUGGUGGGUUUUUGCGGAGUAUUGCUUCCGACUCUUCCUCUCCUUGCUUGAUCGUUUUCUGGGGCUGUGUAGCGCGUGGGGUAGGCAAGGCUGAGUGCAGGCGGAUUAGUUUCGGUAGCUUGGCUUGUUUGCCUUGGUUUUAAGGAGGGUGGUGCCUAGGUUUGGGGAGGGUUAUGUUGGGUAUUUAACUAGUGUUGGGUUUCCGGGAUUUAUGGGUUGGAUGAAAGUAGGCAAGUUCAUACUAUUGUAACUACGAUUUACUUGGGUAACUAGAUCGAAACGGAGUAGUUGCAAAAUGGGUUUCUUUGGUCUGCUCUGUUGUUGCUGCUCCGGACGCCGGAGGAAAUAUCCAGACUCUGUUGUUAGGUACCCAUAUGUGCCGCAUGGACAGCCAGCUCUUGAUCCUAUAAUACCAACCAAAGAACCUGUUGUCGAGACAACUUCGAAAGCCAAGGAGGGAAUUACGCCUCCACCAGGUUACUCGGUAAACUCCUCAUCCAAGGUGCAAACCGUUGUCUCCUCUGCCCUAGAUCCCGAUGAUAUCAGCCCUUCUUCCUCAAACACCAAGGAACAAGAUGAAAAGAAGGACAUGGCAGCUCGGCCCAUCAAGCCAAUGCGUAAGCGCCUUGACAAGGGAGGAAGAUACUCGACAGACGAUGUGCAGCUAGGCUCAUAUACUAAGCCGACCAACGGACAAGAGCCGAAGAGUCUAUUGGAGACACCCCUACCAGCACGUUUGUACGAGAAGAAAGAAGAGACCACUACGCAACCUUUUGUUUUUGCCGCCAACAAGGGAAGCGUGCAAGCCCAGGAGAAAACCACCAUAUCUUCUUCUUCUUCUUCUUCUUCUUCUCCAACAUCCAGAACCAAGAAACCACUCCCACUCCGCCCCAAAUCCACCGUCCCAAGCACCCCCAUUUCCCCAUAUUCCCCCUCUCUCUCUUCCUCCCCCUCCUCCCCAACCACCACAACCCUCCCCUCCCGCCAAACAACCGCUCCAACAACCACCACCUUCCCGCUUCCCCCCAACCCACCGCCCUUCAACCCCGGCCUCAACUGCCCUAAAUGCUCCUCCCGAAACGACUUUCUCACCACGAAAUCCACCAACAUCAACAACGGCCGCCCUUACCGCCUCUGCACCAACCUCUCCUGCCGCUCCUGGAACGGCUUCGCCGACACCCGGGGUCUCACGCCCAGUGAACCCUGUUGGUGCAAUCCACCGCGUGCGAUGCGGUUGGUGGCGAUGAAUGCGGUGGAUGGUAGGGGGCGUAGGAAGGCGUUUUAUAGUUGUCAGUAUAAGGUGUGUGGGGCGUGGAGGGAGUGUGAGGACGGGGAGGGGGGACCGAGGUGGUUUUCGAGGGAGGAGGUUAGGGACAUGGUUGAGGGGGGCAGGAUUUGAGAGAGAGAGAGAGAGAAGGGAGUUUUCCUUUCUCUCUAUCUUUUUUCUUCUAGAGAUGGAGAGAGGGUUGAUGGUGGGAGGUUUUGGUUAUGCCGAGUUGGGGUUUUAGGGAUGGAAGAUGGAUGUGCGGGUUUUUUCUUCUUUUUGCGGUUCUUGGAUGAUUUUAUGUGUAACUAAGGAGUUUGUUUUGUUUUUGUUUAGGUUGAUUAAUGAAGUCAUGAAUUAAUUUUGGUUUUUUUUUAAAAUUCAGAUGGGACGGGUAGUUGCUGGGUUUGGAGGCGUAUCUUGGAGUUGAG
This is a messenger RNA of Bipolaris sorokiniana ND90Pr, 1740 nucleotides long. RefSeq lists its product as uncharacterized. The coding region runs from base 341 to 1444 and encodes 367 amino acids. The record is from RefSeq and is a predicted model, not a curated record. Lineage: Eukaryota; Fungi; Ascomycota; Dothideomycetes; Pleosporales; Pleosporaceae. The transcript has 2 exons.